UCAGCAGAGGUCACAAUAUUUCUCUUGCCUCUAUUUCGCCCCUUCCGCGCGUUUUCACGAGAGUCCUAUGGUCUCAACGUGUUUCUAUGGCAACCCUCUGCUAUCCGCUUGAUAAAUCAAAAGCCUCCCCUUCUUCUAGAAAAGGCAGAACGCUGGACUUCAAUACCCAGUUGCCACCUGACCCCUGUUCUGUUUCUCCUCACAAAAGUGCCCGGCGGGACCUCUAAAAACGGAGAUGCGGUGAAGUUAGGAAGACGUGCGAAGGCAUGCGCACAGCGCUCUGGGAAACGUAGUCUUUGCGCUGGCGCGGAGGCUCCCAAGUGGAGAAAUUCCGUGUACGUUCACGAGGCAGUGAUAGUGGCUGUGACGCAGCACCUGUGACGCGCAACCUGUAAGAGGAAUCCGGUCUCUGGCUCUCCUCGGGCUGGGGUCGCGGCUUUUAACUGCGGACUGCAAUCUCGAGGGAAACUGAUGUCCUGACUCAUCUGACUUCUGGACAGUUUGGGGGCUCAUUCAACAUGGCCAGGAAAUCAGCCCUGGAAGGAAGGAAGACUUUCUCCCAGUUACCUUGUCCUUCCUGCAGCCCUGCGAGCUGGGAAUGUGGAGGGGAAGGAGGGGGAGCUUAAACCAGACUGCUGGGCCUAGUCAGCUACUACUGAGUAAUUUGUGACCCUCGGGGACGUGGCCAUGGACUUCACUUUGGAGGACUGGGAGCAGCUGGGGCUGGACCAGGAGGACCUGUUUUGGGACAAGGCACUGGACAACUACCAGAAUCUCUUCUUGCUGAACCCCCUCAGACCCAGCCUGACCGAUGCAGAUGGUGGAGAAGAGCGGAAGAACCUGGUGAGAGGAGGUUCAGAAGUGACGGGCCCUGACACAGCUGAGGCCAAGAUCUCUGUGCUGCAAGAAUUCUCGGAAGAAAGGCUCUCUCAGGAGAUUACGGAGAUGUUUUCCAAGGAUGGCCUCUGGAACCCUAACUUGGGAGAAGCCUGUGUGGGUGAGAGCUGGUUGGAUAAUUUGCUAGGAGAUCCAGAAACUCUUCUGAGCUCUGACACUGUCACCAACAAGGAAAGUCCCACAGAGUGCAGGGGUCAUGAACUCAAGAGCAGCCUCAGUCUUGAGUCCCUCCUUUUCACUGGAGAGGAUUCCCUGAUCUCUGAUGUUUCCGAGAAGAGCCUGAUGCCAGCUCAGUCUCAGGAGUGUAGGAAUGACUUCGGCUCCCACUCAGGGCAGAGUCAGCAGGAUACUGUCCAGGAAGGUGUGAAACCAUAUAAAUGUAGUGAAUGCGGGAAGAACUUCAGCCGGAGUUGCGAUCUCCUGCAGCACUGGAUUAUUCAUAUGAGGGAGAAACCAACUGGGAAUGAAGAGGAUGAGAAUAGUUCCGACCAGAGUUCUUGCCUUUUUGAGUAUCCAGUGAUUCACACAGACCAUGCAUCCUAUGUGUGCGACAAGUGCGGGGAAACUUUUAGUCACAACACACACCUUCUGUUACAUCAGAAAAUUCACACUGAAGAAGAAACAUGUAAGAGUCAGGACAGUGACCACCCACCAGGUCCUGGCUCACAGCCUGUUGAGCAGCACAAAACCCACAAAGGUGGUAAAUCCUACAAGUACAAUGAGUGUGGCAAGAGUUUCAGCCAAACCAUUCCUCUUACUCAGCAUCAGAAGACCCACGUGCAGAAACGCUAUGAAUGUGCCAAAUGCAAGGCCACCUUCAACUUUAACAAACACCUGCUCCAACAUCAGAAGAUUCAUGCUGUGAAAACUACCCCUGAGUGUCAGGAAUGCGGAAAGGCCUUCAGGCAGAGGUCAUCCCUCAUCAAACACCAGUCCGUUCACACUGGAGAAAAGCCGUAUAAAUGUGAUGAGUGUGGGAAAGCCUUCAGCUAUGUCUUGACCCUAAGGAGCCACCAAAAGGUUCACAGUAGAGAGAAGCCUUACAAAUGCAAUGAGUGUGGGAAAGCCUUCUACCGGAACACUCACUUGAGUGAACAUCAGAGGAUUCACACGGGCUACCGGCCCCACAAAUGUGACAAGUGCACCAAGAGUUUCAACCGGCCUUCCCACCUGAUGCGACACCAGUCUGUUCAUGCCACGGAAAAGCCCUACAGCUGUGCCGAAUGCAAGGAGACCUUUAGCCAUAAUGAAGACCUUGUUCAACACCAGAAAAUCCACGCCGUGGAAACCCGCCAUGAAUGUCAGGAGUGUGGUGAGCACUUCAUUUGCAGCUCGACCCUAACUAGCCACCAGAGAAUUCACACUCAAGAACAAGGACUUGAUGAGAGUGGAAAGAUCUUGAAUCAGAACCUAGAACAAAAAGAGCAUCCGGGAACUGCCGAGGAGCCCUUUAAGUGUAACAAAUGCGAGAAAACCUUCGGCUGCAGCAAAUACCUGACUCAGCAUGAGAGGCUUCACACCAGGGAGAAGCCCUUUGAGUGUAACCAGUGUAAGAAAGCCUUUGACCAAAGUACACAACUCACUCGCCACCAGAUGAGCCACUCUGGAGUGAGGCCAUAUAAAUGCGGGGACUGUGGGAAGGCCUUCACCCGUAGCACCUCCCUCACCAAACAUCAAUGCCUACACAAGAGCGAGUGCCCCUUUAAGUGUAAUGAAUGUGGAAAGACGUUCAGUCACAAUGCACAUCUCUCAGAACAUCAGUUAAUUCACACUGUAGAAAAACCCUUCCAAUGUAACCAGUGUGCCACAGCCUUUGGGCACAGUAAGUACCUCACUCAGCAUCAGAGAAGUCAUACUAGAAAGCCAUCUUUUGAGCGGCACCUUUCUAAGCAUCAGAGGGUUCACAUCUGUGAGAAACCCUGUAAAUGUGGCGACUGUGAAAAAACCUUCAGCCUGAAUGCUCCACUUACUCGACACUAGAGAGUUCACACUGGGGAAAAGCCUUACUUUUGUCAGGAAUGUGGGAAAGCCUUCAGCUAGAGCUCAUGCCUUUCUGUUCAUUGGAGAGUUCACACUGGGGAAAAGCCCUUUCGGUGUGUCUCAUGUGGGAAAGGCUUUUCCCAGAAAGCAAAUCUGAGGCAGCAUGAGAGAAUUCACACUGGGGAGAAUGCCAUGUGUGUGGGAAAGCCUUUGGCUUCAGAGCGCAUCUCAGUGAGCACCAGAGAAUUCACACCCAAGAGAAACCAUAUCAGUGUCAACACUGUCAGAAAGCCUUCCGCUUCUACGUAGGUGUCUGCCGACACUGAUAGAAAGUCCACACUCAAAAGUAACAAGUAGCAAUACUACUUGUGGCUGCCAGGUGGCAGCAGGGCCCAACAUCUGAGACCUAAAGUUGAAACCAUCACAUGGUAAGUCCAUCCUCCCCUCACCCCCUGCAGAAUAGACAAAUCUCUUUAUUAAUAAAGAUUGACUAGGAAAAUUUGCACACAGGUUUCAUUAAAACAAUGACAACAAAAAAAGAAGCUGUGUAGCAUCCAAAUUCACAGAUAGACUCUGGAGACAGUCUGCCGGAUGUAAACCUCACCUCUGCCACCUAAGUGACCUGCUGACUCAUGGAACCUCUCAGGGCCCCAGUAUACAGUAGUUACCUACCUCGGAGAGGGCUGCUGUGAGGACAAAUAGGUGCAAAGCACUUAGAACUGAAUGCCCCGCACAUAGUUCUCACCAAGCAUGAGCUAUAUACAUGCAUCACAUACACUCUUUUACGUUAGAAGACUUAGCAACCUUCUACCUCUUUACCGUAGUUAAUGUCUUAAUUUUUUUUAAAGAUUUUAUUAUUUAUUUUGAGAGAGAGGAGAAGGGAAGGAAAAAAGAAACAGGAAAACCUCAAUGGCUCGUUGCCUCUCAUGCAUCCUCUCCUAGGGACCUGGCCCACAACUCAGGCAUGUACCCUGACUGGGAAUUGAACCAGUGACCCUAUGGUUCGCAGGCUGGCACUCAGUCCACUGAGCCACACCAGCCAUAGCUAAUGUCUUUUAUUUAUUUUUUUAAAGUUUUUAUCCAAAAUGCCUUUGGCUUAAUUUGGUUCCCCAAACUUGGCACAUGAAUGAAUCUUGUUUUUUAAGUCUAACCUUGUCCUUCCCUCCAUCUCUGCUCUGUCCUAGUAUUAACUAGUCCACAGAAAGCCAAUAAGAACAUUUAAACUAACAUCAAAUGGCCAAAACGUUCUACCUCCUAACCUUUCAUACCUCUCAUUCAGACGGACCCUUUCCACAUUGACAUGCUACCUUUUCCCAUAAUCCCCCAUUUCAAGUUGUUUGGUUAUAUUUAAAAUGAUACCAAAUUUGUCAUGGGAGUUAAUGACACUGGAAACAGCUGGAUUCAGUCAGGAAAGCUGCACUGGGUAUUGCCACAGUUAACACUACACAGAGGACAGGCUUGUGAAAAUUGUAAUGGACUGUGAAAACUGCGAUUGAUUACCAGAAUGUUCUUCAAACACCAUUUUUCUAAGCUGACGACUCACCAGGCGCUUUGCUAGGCACCAGGGCAGGGAAUAUCAAUGUGGUAAACCCUGCCCUUGCCUUGAAGUUUCUGGAAUCCAAGGGAAACGGAUGGUACCAUUUUCAUAGGGAGUGCUGUUCUUGACAAGUGACAUCUUAAAAUGCCACAUUCCCUCAUGGCACGGUAAGUUCUGGGGCCACUGAGGACUGCUGGAGAGCCCCGUGAGAAAAUGAGCCUUCCUCUUGGAGCCGUCAGCAGAUCGCCUUGGCCAGGCCUGUUCAGCAGAGACUCACCUCAUGGAACCACACAGCCUUCUUCUCCCUCUUGAUGGCACCUCAUCUCCGGGCUUUCGUGCCCUGCCCACUAAGCGAGCAAGUCAUGUGUUUACUGAAGCACAAACAGAAUCUUAUGAGGACACUGGACUCUUAAUAUCUUUCAUAUUCUUGGUGCUAAAAAAGUUUAGGAGUAUGUGCCCUGUGCUCCUGGACUUUUAAAACCUUGUGCCUUGAGUUCUGCUGGUUGGUUCUGUUGUUGAAACUUGGAAUUUAGUGGUUGAUCAUUGGGCCCACUACACAGUGGGGAGCACACUGGUUUUCUGUCGACCAGAACGUACAGCUCCCUGUGCAUGAUCUGGUCUGGGCGACAGGCCUGCUGCAUACCAAAGGGGAUUACAAAGUAUUCAGGGUAGGCCAGAGGUGGAGGCUCAAAUCGAGAAGUGUGUCCAAUGAAGUUUUGACAGCGCACACACAGGUCAGAGACGCUUUGGAAAAUCAGCCAUGGGAGUGGCGGGGGAGGCAGUUUCUGUAACUAAUGACCUGUAUUGAGGGCCAGGGUAGAAAUGCCCUUGUGUAU
Artibeus jamaicensis (Jamaican fruit-eating bat) is the source of this 5250-nucleotide messenger RNA. It is a transcript of the gene ZNF473, whose product is annotated as zinc finger protein 473. Bases 688 to 2877 code for a protein of 729 amino acids. Gene Ontology annotation, molecular function: DNA-binding transcription repressor activity, RNA polymerase II-specific. NCBI's taxonomy places the organism in Eukaryota, Metazoa, Chordata, Mammalia, Chiroptera, Phyllostomidae. The record is from RefSeq and is a predicted model, not a curated record. Gene Ontology annotation, biological process: negative regulation of transcription by RNA polymerase II. The transcript has 5 exons.